AUGCCGUCUUUGCGACUGGUGCCGCACCAAGACCCUCGUUCCGCCAGACCAUCAUUAACGUUCACUUCGAUUUCUCGAACCUUGCCUUCUGCUUCCUCCGUCAUCCGCGUUGGAAGAUACUCUGAUCGGGAAGGAAGUGUAAAUCCGGCACCCAACGUGCCAUCAGAUGCGCCAGUUGGCUUCAAAUCAAAGGUUGUGAGCCGAAAGCAUUGUGAAUUCUGGUGCGCAAACGGCCGAUGGCACAUUAAGGAUGUGGGGAGCUCGUCUGGCACAUUUCUCAAUCAUAUCCGCUUGAGUCAACCAAAUUUGGAAUCUCGGCCCUUUCCGGUUAACGACGGCGAUAUUGUUCAGCUUGGAAUAGAUUUUCGUGGCGGAGAAGAAAUGAUAUUCCGCUGCGUCAAAAUGAGAGUGGAAUGCAACAGAGGGUGGCAGAAGUCAUUGAAUAACUUCAACGUAACUACACACAAACGCCUUAGAAAUCUGAGCAAAGGUCUCACAAAGAAAGAUGGGGACACGGCUUCAACACACUCUUCGGAAUGUGCAAUUUGCUUGAUGUCGAUAGCACCUUGCCAAUCUCUGUUUGUCGCCCCUUGCUCUCAUGUAUGGCACUACAAGUGCAUACGCCCGAUACUGUCAGGAUCCAAUUGGCCUCAAUUUUUGUGUCCAAAUUGUCGAGCUGUGGCAGAUUUAGAAGCAGAUGUU
Molecule: messenger RNA, 702 nt
Organism: Xylona heveae TC161
Lineage: Eukaryota; Fungi; Ascomycota; Xylonomycetes; Xylonales; Xylonaceae
Product: SMAD/FHA domain-containing protein
Exons: 3
Biological process (GO): ubiquitin-dependent protein catabolic process; mitotic spindle assembly checkpoint signaling; protein ubiquitination
Cellular component (GO): ubiquitin ligase complex; cytosol; mitotic spindle pole body
Molecular function (GO): protein binding; ubiquitin protein ligase activity
Source: RefSeq, a predicted model, not a curated record